This is a messenger RNA of Chelonus insularis, 2331 nucleotides long. RefSeq lists its product as uncharacterized. The record is from RefSeq and is a predicted model, not a curated record. The transcript is spliced from 2 exons. Lineage: Eukaryota; Metazoa; Arthropoda; Insecta; Hymenoptera; Braconidae. The coding region runs from base 305 to 1744 and encodes 479 amino acids.
CUGGCACGCGUCGAGUGUAUAAAAAAAAUUAAAACUUUUUCUCUUAUAAAACUACACAUUCAGACAAUUGAUCUAUCAUUCGUAAUUGCGCAUUUAAUAGUGAUUAUUUAGUAAAUAAUAAUAGCUUAAUGCUCUGAAUAUGUUAUUAAUAACAGUUAAUAACUCAGCAUAAUCGGGGACACUGAGAUUAAAAAAAAAAAGAUUUAAGACAAAAAUAAACCUAAUUCAUGAACUUUAAACGAAAGACUUUCUUUUUUAUAUUUUCGUAGGUUGAAAGUGGCCAGACAGGUUGGAGAUGUAGAAAAUGCCAAAAAUUUAUUUGCUGAUCUUUUGUAUUGUCGUAGCUGAUGCUCAGCUGAAUUUUAAUGGGAAUUCAUUAACAGACAAUACAGAUUACACAGCAGAAGAGUCACAGAAUUAUGAGAGAACAAAUGGACAAAGAGCAUCAGAAUCAAAUGGCUUAAAUAAAAACUCUCCUGACUCAUUAACUGCAGAAUCAAGAAGUCUUUUAGAUAAUCAGAUUAGAGAAAAAUUACUAAAGACAUCAAUCGAUGUUAAACCAAUAAAUGUCCAAUUAAAAGAUGUGAGUUAUAAUAAUGAAAAUAAAAAUAAUAAUAAUGUGAAACUCAUGCCAAGUGCUACGGUACAUCAAGCAUCUCCAGCAAAUCCGUCAAUCAAAGUACUUGAUUCAACAUCCCAUAUGCAAAUGCAAUCAAGAGAAGAAUACUCAACGAAUCAACGCGAUAGUUCAGAGAAAAUUCGUGCCUCACCGAGACAAAUUGCUUCAUCAGUGUCAAACGAAGCGCUCAAUAGUUUUUUAAAUUCACAAACGCCCGAAGAAUCGCAGUAUGCCCUGGAAAAAUAUCUUCAAACUCAAGAACAAGUUAAUCAGUCUCCAGUCCAGUACGAUCCAUCGUUGAAUGUCGAAAAUUAUAAUACGGCUAAUGUAAAAACACUACAGUUUUUACCAAACCAACGAGUAAAUACUAAUCAAGCAAUUCCUGAUCAGAUUGAUGAUUUACCUAAUUUUCAAUCAAUUCCAGAAUUACCGGAGACUCAAAAACUUUACCAAGCUCAAUCAUUGAGAUCUAUUCAAUCUCCAUGGUAUCAAGGCAUUAAAAAUAAACCAUAUUAUUAUCGACCUGGAAUGAGAAAUUCUUAUAUUUAUAAUCAAGGCCGACCUGCUAAUAAGAAAUACUUGCAAUCGCGACUGAUGAGUGACUAUGGACCACAAGAAUCUCUUCAUGUUGGUUAUAAUUCUUAUAACAAACGGGCUAAUCGACGCUAUGGUCCAUAUUCUGCUAAUAGUCCUGUUGUUUAUUCAGCGCAUCCACCACCAAUAACAAGUCCUCCGGUAGACGGUAAUCUUCUGUAUUCCCAAUUAUAUGCUCAAUCUUACGAUCCUUAUUAUUAUAACUAUAUUGCAAAAACAGGAAAAAUUAAACCUUGGCUUUAUGGAAAACUUGGUUCUCGUGAAGAGCCUAGUAUGUGGAAUGAACUCUAUCGUAGCUUUAAAAAACACGGAAUGAAGAAUAUAAUGAAUCCAAUGUUUCUUCUUGGUCUUUCAAUACCUGCUUUAACUCUCAUGCUCUCUGCAAUUAUCUCUAAAAGAUCUUUUGGUAGAUCAGCUGAUGGCAAUGGUUAUAUAAGUGAAGAAACGUUGAAUGAACUUGAAGAGAAAGUUCGUGCAGCUAUUGAGUAUUAUGAAAAUAAUGUGAAUGGUGAUAAAAAAGAUUGUAAAUGACAACGUAGUAUCAGAUUUAUAACUGUUGAAGAUAAUGAAGAAAUAAAGAAUUCAUUACAUUUAGAAUGAAUUCAAACUAAGGUUCAGGGUCAUAAACCUCACGUGGUCUCUUUGACACCAUUGAAAUUGCAGACUGUUUUACGAAUCGAUUAUUACACAAUUAUUUUAAAUGAGUAAUUGAAAGCACGACCCACAGGUCAUGAGAUCUAGACUAUAUAACACUCAGCAUAAUUAUCAAUUACACAUUUACUACAAUUGAUUUUUUUUUUCUUUAAAUAAUUUAGUCUAGACGAGAGAAGAAAGUUAUUUUUACAAAGCAGUAAAGUAAUAAAAAAUUAUUAAUAAUGAACCUCAUGAAAAGACAUUUAUUUUUAUUAUUUAUUCAUACAUCCUUUUUUUUUAUUAAAGUCUCAUUUUUUUCAUCAUAAUGAGAUAUUCUAAUUCAAACGACAUUUUAAGGGGAAGUUGUAUUCCAACUCUAUCUCAUGUACAGUCUAAAAUAUUAUUCAAAUAUACUUUAUAACUUUGAUAAUAUUGUUUUAUAAAAAAAUAUAUUUUGUAUAUAUGUAUAGUUGUACGUUAGAAAA